Messenger RNA from Zea mays, 1888 nucleotides. Its product is annotated as Mitochondrial substrate carrier family protein. The transcript is spliced from 5 exons. The record is from RefSeq and is marked predicted. The coding region runs from base 210 to 869 and encodes 219 amino acids. Lineage: Eukaryota; Viridiplantae; Streptophyta; Magnoliopsida; Poales; Poaceae.
CGCAUUUCUUGCUCUUUGGUCUCUCCAGAAUCAUCCUCCGGCCGAGCCUUCUUGGUCUACUCAUUCGAUUGCUUCACCAUUCUUUCCUGCUCCUGCUCUUUGGCAUUUUUUUCACUCCUCCCAUCGAAUUCUCAAUCCAGGAAUCCUCCCGAGAUUCGCUUGCCCGCCCUUUUCUUUUCAAGUGGAUCUGAACUUGGGAGGGAACCCCGAUGCAGCCGCGGUACGGAGAAGCACGACAGCCGCUGCCGGGGCGGUACGCGCUGUACCACUUCGGCACCAGCGGCGCCGCCGUCGCCGCCGCCACCGCCGUGACCCAUCCGUUCGAUGUUAUCAAAGUCAGGCUUCAAAUGCAGCUUGCUGGGCAAAGAGGAAACUUAGUUGGAAUGGGAACAAUAUUUACACAAAUGGUUGAAAGGGAAGGGGCUCGGUCACUCUACCUGGGACUUGCACCAGCGUUGGCGAGAGCUGUUGUCUAUGGUGGCCUUCGGUUUGGACUGUAUGAGCCCUGCAAGCAUGUCUGCAGUUAUGCAUUUGGUUCAACAAACUUUGCUUUUAAAUUUGCAUCUGGAGUCAUUGCUGGGGGCCUUGCAACUGCUUUAACAAAUCCCAUGGAAGUUUUGAAGGUGAGGCUGCAGAUGAGUAAAAGCAGUACCAGUACAAUAAGAGAGAUGAGAAAAGUUAUAGCGCACGAAGGGUUUAAAGCACUUUGGAAAGGAGUCGGCCCAGCAAUGACAAGAGCAGGUUGCCUCACUGCAUCACAAAUGGCGACUUACGAUGAGGCCAAACAGGCCUUAAUGAAGUGGACACCACUUGAAGAAGGUUUUCAGUUACAUCUCAUGUACAGUGAAUUCUCUAUUUCUCUAUUAUGAUGUGUAUCCUUUAAUGAGAUGAAUGGAUGGCUAAUCUUUAUCUGCUUGGAAGCUCGAGUUUCAUAGCUGGAACAGCUGGUACUCUUGUGACCGCACCUGUAGACAUGAUCAAAACACGGUUAAUGCUGCAACAGGAGUCCAUAGGCGCCAGAGUAUACAGGAACGGAUUCCAUUGUGCUUCCCAGGUGUUGAUCUUAAUAUUUCAUUUUUGAUGUUUGUGCUAUUAGGAAUUAUUCCUGGUAAGAACAUUGCUAGAAUUACUUUCUAUAAGUGCCUGAAAGCACUGCGAAAUUGUUAAGCUACAACAUUAGUAGUGAACUAUUGUCACAAGAUGAGAACAGGAAUGUUACAACCGAGGAGAUUGGAAAUACAAUACCUUGAGCGCCAACAACAUGAAGGUAUUCUUCUGAUAUUUGUUUCCAUUCUCUUGGUUUGCAGGUUGUGGUGACAGAGGGUGUGAAGUCACUUUAUAAAGGGUGAGAACUGCAUGUACUGCAUCUAUAUGUUUUAUAUUAUAAUAACAGUGGUCGUUUACUAAUCAGCUUGAUUUGUUGAACAUGCUGUCUCUAUUUUCAGUGGAUUUGCCACAUUCGCGAGAGUAGGCCCUCAGACAACGAUUACCUUUGUCGUGUGCGAGAAACUGCGCGAACUUGCAGGAAUGACUGCCAUCUAGUGCCACCCCAAAUUGCAUAAUGUGUGGGGUCCAACGGUUGAACAGCAUACUCUACCCGAGUUUUCACACCAUUCUUUAUUCACCAUUCAUGAUGAGAAGGGAGAAGAUAAGCACCCACUGGGAUGUUUAAGGAUUGGGAAGCCAGAGCUCCUUCAGAUUUAUCAUACCUCAUUUGAAAUUUCGAAAUAGCGUGAUUGUUGUUAUGUUUGCUCUAAGACUUACUCAUCAUAUCUCUAAUCUCAUCUUGUAUUUCGAACUACACUCUACGAACAAUACAGUCUACAAUGUAAAAACAUUAUUUUUGGUGACCAUAUGGGUAACCUGUUGUACAUGCUGUACACGGUCU